CCCCCCCACCCCAACGGCGCGAGCUGGGGCAGCGUGGGAGCUGUCAGCGCCGGGAGCGGGUGAUGAAACAUUUACCAGACACCUGUUAGCUGGAUGUUUAACCCUGCUAGCCAGAGCUAGAUACAGAAGGACUGUCUCCAGAAGCAAAAUACAGGAGAAAUGCCCUGAUGAAAAGGCACAACUUUCUGUAAUGGAAGAUGGAAGACAAAGGAGCUCGUGUUGCUGACUACUUUGUUGUAGCAGGCCUGACGGAUACUUCAAAACCACUGGAAGAAGAAAUUCACUUCAAUGAUGCUUGCCAUAAAAUUGCUAAACCAAAAGAACCUAUCACUGAUGUGACCGUAAUUAUUAAAUCUCUGGGGGAGGAAGUGCCUCAGGGAUACAAAUGCAUAGAUGUUACACCAUCAGGACUAUCGGCAGAUCUCAAUAACGGGAGUCUUGUGGGGCCACAGAUAUACCUUUGUUACCGGAGAGGAAGGGACAAGCCCCCGCUUACUGAUCUUGGGGUAUUAUAUGAUGGGAAAGAGAGAGUAAAACAGGGCUGUGAAAUCAUUCAAGCCACUCCAUAUGGUCGUCCUGCUAACAUUAGUGGCGGUGCUUCAUCACAAAGAGUGUAUAUUACCUAUCGAAGAGCAUCAGAAAACAUGAUCCAGAAUAUGUUGGCUGUCACAGAUAUAUGCAUAAUUAUACCAAGUAAAGGAGAAACCCCUCCACAUACGUUUUGCAGAGUUGAUAAGAAUCUCAAUAGCAGUAUGUGGGGCUCAGCAGUAUACUUAUGUUAUAAAAAGUCCGUGGCAAAAACUAAUACCAUAUCAUAUAAAGCUGGUUUAAUUUGCCGGUACCCUGAAGAAGACUAUGAGUCCUUCCCAUUACCAGAAUCUGUGCCUCUCUUUUGCUUACCCAUGGGUGCAACGAUUGAAUGCUGGCCUCCUAAUAGCAAAUACCCACUUCCUGUAUUUUCUACAUUUGUAUUAACUGGAGCUUCAGCAGCAAAGGUAUAUGGUGCUGCUAUUCAGUUCUAUGAAGCAUAUCCUGAGGAGAAUCUCACAGAAAAACAGAAAUCUCAGUUGGGGUUAAUGACGACUGGAGAUGGGAAGCUGGAUAGCUCCAAAACAGUUCAGACUAACAAAUGUAUAUGUCUUCUUUCUCAUUGGCCUUUUUUUGAUGCUUUCAAGAAGUUUCUAAUGUUCCUAUAUCGUUAUUCCAUCUCUGGCCCACAUGUCUUGCCUAUUGAGAAACACAUUUCCCAUUUUAUGCACAAAGUUCCUUUUCCAUCCCCUCAGAGACCCAGAAUUUUAGUUCAGCUAUCACCCCACGAUAACCUGAUUCUUAGUCAGCCUGUAUCAUCACCUCUACCACUAAGUGGUGGCAAGUUUUCUACGCUGCUUCAGAACCUAGGACCCGAGAAUGCAGUGACGCUGCUCGUAUUUGCUGUAACGGAACAUAAAAUUCUCAUCCAUUCCUUACGCCCUUCAGUCCUUACUAGUGUGACAGAGGCGUUAGUCUCCAUGAUAUUUCCUUUCCACUGGCCAUGUCCGUACAUUCCACUUUGCCCCUUGGCAUUGGCAGAUGUGUUAAGCGCACCAUGUCCAUUCAUAGUAGGAAUUGAUUCAAGAUACUUUGACCUCUAUGACCCUCCACCAGAUGUUAGCUGUGUGGACUUAGAUACCAACACCAUUUCUCAAACUGGAGAUAAAAAAACUGUUGCCUGGAAGAUCUUACCAAAGAAACCAUGCAAAAAUCUGAUGAACACUUUAAAUAACUUGUAUCAACAGCUGGCAGAAUUGCAGCAAAGACCAAGAGAAGAUGCAUUAAUGGAGUUAGCAAUGAAUGACUAUGAUUUUAAUUCCGGCAAGAAGUUGCAUUUGUUAGAUUUAGAGAUCCAGGAGGCAUUUCUGUGUUUCAUGGCCUCAAUAUUAAAGGGUUAUAGGUCAUACCUAAGGCCAAUAACGCAAGCACCUUCUGAGACCGCCACAGACGCAAGUUCCCUCUUUGAACUGCAAGGAUUCUUAAAAAGUCGAGAUCGGUCGCAUCAGAAGUUCUACACAUUGAUGACCAAAACCCAGAUGUUCAUUCGCUUCAUUGAAGAGUGUUCUUUUGUCAGCGAUAAGGAUGCAAGUCUCGCAUUUUUUGAUGAUUGCGUAGCUAAAGUAGACAUGGACAAGACUGGUGAAACACGCCUGAUAGAGCUGGAUGAGUCUUACAAGAGUGAACACACAGUGUUUAUAACGCCACCUGAGAUCCCUCACCUACCCAAUGGGGAAGAACACCCUUUGCAGUACAGCUAUAAUGAAUUCCCUGUGCUGAAACUAGAUUUAUUUGACCGAUUUGAAGGAUUCCUGACCACACCAAAUAACAAACUGUCCUCAAAAGCCAGUAGUCCCAAUAGCCCGUCACCAAUGUUCAGGAGAACAAAACAGGAAAUAAAGUCAGCUCAUAAGAUUGCUAAGAGGUACUCCUCCAUCCCUCAAAUGUGGUCCAGGUGCCUGCUGCGUCAUUGCUAUGGGCUGUGGUUUAUCUGCCUUCCGGCAUAUGUGAAGGUGUGCCAUUCAAAAGUCAGGGCUCUGAGGACUGCAUAUGAUGUGCUACGAAAAAUGCAUACCAAAAAGAUAGACCCACCUGAUGAGGUGUGUUACCGGGUGCUUAUGCAACUUUGUGGACAGUAUGGCCAGCCAGUGCUUGCAGUGCGAGUCCUUUUUGAAAUGAAAAAAGCUGGAGUUGAUCCUAAUGCUAUUACCUAUGGUUACUAUAAUAAGGCUGUUUUGGAAAGCACUUGGCCUUCGAGCAAUAGAGGUGGUUAUUUCCUAUGGAUGAAGAUACGAAAUGUUGUAUUAGGCAUUGCACAAUUUAAAAGAGCUCUGAAAAAGCUACCUGCAAAUAUACCACAUGCUUCUCUGUCUGGGGGAGUUUCAGAUCUUGGAAGUAACUCAUCGUCUAAAGAAGAAGUUAGGCAAGGGAAACCCUCUGUUGAAGAUAACCAAGAACAAAAAGAGGACAAGAAAGAGAGUGAUUCCAGCUCGUUAUCUGAGGCAGAGAGUGCAAAAGGAAGCGGCGACUGCCUUCCUAAGCUAAAUUAUCAAAAUUCCAGUAGUGCAAAACCUGCUUCCAGCAUAGUGCGGCUCAGUGGUCCCAUUGACAAGUCUGACAGCAUGCCAGGAGAAAUGGGCACUGAAACCUCAGCAGGGUUGUUGUUCAGAUCCUCUUUUGAAGAUACCAACGGAGCAGAAAUUAUCCACAGUAAAACCUUAAGAAAGAGACAUAAAAGUGCAGUGGAAUCUGACCUAAAACAGAUGGCAUGGGCAAGCAGGAACCGCAACCUGAGUGGAGAUGCCCUCAUGGGGCUCAUGAUCAACAGGAUUAAUCAGGAAGCAAGCGCUGGAGAGAUUGUUGAAAAAUUAGGAGCUGAUGCAAAAAUCCUAUCCAAUGUGUUCCAGAAAAGCAUAAGGCCAAAUACCCUCGACAUCAGGAAGUCAUCAUUAGGCUCCGAGAGAGAGAGUCUGGAGAAGGAAUCCAGUGAUGAGGAUGCACCUUUUGAUGGCAGUUUCAUAGACAAAACGGAGUCUCCCGUUAUCUUUGAUCUAGAAGACUUGGAUGCUGAACCUGAGCCUAAAACAGUAAAAUCUUCUAUUGAGAAACUAAAGAGGCUGCAACGGAACAGUAGCUUUCCAGUUAAGCCAAUUGAAAAAACAGAUGUUGAAACUGGAUUUGAUCCUCUAUCCCUGCUGGUGGCUGAGACAGAGCAGCAGAAAGAGGAGGAUGAGGAAGACGAUGACAGAAGUGUUUCAACCCCAUCUGCGAGGCGAGAUUUAGCUGAAGAAAUAGUAAUGUACAUGAAUAACAUGAGCAGCCCGUUGACAAGCCGCACACCAAGCAUUGACUUGCAAAAGACUUAUGAGGACAAAACUACUAGUAAGAAGAGUCCCACGGCAGCCCAGCCUUGCAGAAGAUCCAGCCUUCCCCAGAACUCCCCCAGGCCAAGUCUUACCAAAUCCAGGAGUUAUCAUCCUAAACAUGAAGCACGGGCAAGGGACAGGCUCUGGUCCUCUCCAGCUUAUUCUCCAAACAGUCCAGCAAGGGAACAGUCUCAGGAUAUGGCUGGCACUUUAGCUCUAGUAUCUUCACCCUCCUUCAACUUGGAUACACUCUUAACCCCCACAUUUGAUGUUCUAAAAAGCAGCAUGUUUUCUGCUGGGAAGGGGGUUGCGGAGAAGGCUAGCAAGUGGUAUUCCAAGUUUGCUAUGUAUGCUGCAUCCUCCAAGGAUCAAAAUUCAGACCGAGCAAGUGUUUCAUCUCUUGGAGCCCUGGAUUCAGAAUCUACCUCUCUAACUGAUGAAGACGUCUGCAAUGACUUAGAAGGUGCUUCUCCUCCUCAAGAGAAUAAUGUCACUUCAGAAAUUAAGGGAAUGGGUCUCAGUAGAACAAGCCUAGAAAGCUCAGCUUCCCAUGAUGGCUCAUCCAAGCAGUUUGAUCAGUCUGGCUCCCUGUCGAAGUUCCCCUUGCCUGACAAAUCGGAGCUGAUAUCUUCCUGCAGCACAAGCAGCACCAGCGUGUUCCAGAACUAUGCUAUGGAGGUCCUCAUCUCAAGCUGUUCGCGCUGUCGAACCUGUGACUGUCUGGUUCAUGAUGAAGAAAUCAUGGCAGGUUGGACAGCCGAUGACUCGAAUCUCAAUACCACAUGUCCCUUCUGUGGUAAUCUGUUCCUGCCCUUCUUGAGCAUAGAAAUCAGAGAUCUCCGACGACCCGGACGAUACUUUCUGAAGUCCAGUCCAUCUAUAGAGAAUAUGCAACUGCUACCACCAUUUUCAAAUCCACCAAGAAAGGCCUGUAACUCUUCUGCCACUGCUGGUCCUGCUAUAUCUGUGGUGUCCAUUCAAGAUGAUGAUAACACAAAUUGCAAAUCUGAAGAGCAAGACAAUACCUGUGCUAGAAGCAUCCAGAUCCCUUCAGGAAGAAGGCAAAAUCCCGCAGGACCAGAAUGUCCAAACCACCCUGUAGCACGAAGUAUCAGCACUUACGGUCCACUGGAAGAAGAUGAGAAGAAGAACCGGAAACUCAGUCACCUUAUUCCCACUGGCAGCCUGCCUGCCACUUUGCAAGGAACAGAUCCCCUGGCGCUAGAAUGGCACUUACCCAGUCCAGACCCUAUAACCGUUCCUUACCUGAGUCCUUUAGUGGUAUGGAAGGAGCUUGAAAGCUUACUUGAAAAUGAAGGAGACCGUGCGAUAACAGUGCCAGAUUUUGUAGACCAUCAUCCUAUCGUGUUUUGGAAUCUGGUGUGGUACUUCAGGCGGCUGGACCUCCCUAGUAAUUUACCAGGAUUAAUUCUUUCUUCUGAACACUGUAAUAAAAACUCAAAGAUUCCACGGAAUUGCAUGUCGGAGGACAGUAAGUAUGUUCUCAUUCAGAUGCUGUGGGACAACAUGAAGCUGCACCAGGACCCGAGGCAGCCCCUGUAUAUUCUGUGGAACGCCCAGAGUCAAAAUCGCACUCUUUUGUUUGAGACCCAGAAGUAUCCAGUAGUCCGUUUACUGCAGAAAGAUGAUGACUCCUUCAAUCAGGAGCUCUUGAGAAGCAUGGUGAAAAGUAUCAAGAUGAAUGAUGUCUAUGGGCCUAUGAGUCAAAUCCUGGAGAGACUGAACAAAUGGCCACACAUUAAAAGGCAGAGGAGCCUGUAUAGAGAGAUAUUAUUUCUUUCCCUUGUUGCUCUAGGAAGAGAUAACAUCGAUAUAGAUGCUUUUGAUAGAGAAUAUAAAAUGGCCUAUGAUCGUCUCACAGCAAAUCAGGUCAAAAAUACUCAUAACUGUGACAGACCACCAAGCACUGGAGUGAUGGAGUGCCGGAAGAUUUUUGGAGAACCAUACCUUUAAAUAAGAAGUUGCAAUGUGAUGCAGUUAUGUAAAAUGCCACUUGGGUCACAAAGAUCAUCUCUCGGUCAUUGGUGUUCAAAAAUGUUUCCAAUGUUACCAUGGCAGAAGGCCCUGGAGAAAUUAAGCCUGUAGACAGUUACAGAAAUGGCUGUGGGGUGAGGAACGUGCCAAAAACCGUUUCCCUGUUCCUUCUCUGCUCUGCUGAUCACUUAGUGAAGUGGGGGACCCCGACCUAAAUUAAAUUCUUAAUGAGGAACAACCCUUAACAGUCCUUUGAGAACUUUUGGGAAAGACAGGCAAAAAUAAUGCACUGAAACAAGCAUGAGCAAAGUAAAUCCUGCAAAAUCUCUUGUUUACAUAGCAUAUUGGCAAUGUGGUGAAAAGCAGACAGAGCUGUAUUAUAUAGACUGGUCAUUGUGUAUAGCAAACUGAUAUUUUUUUAAUUUUUUUUAAUUACUAUAGUGAAUUUUAAAGGAACUUAUUGCAUAAGCAAUACAGUGCUCUUUUGUUUCCUCUCAGUACGCUGCUGUUCAUAGUAACUCAUCCUGUUAGUUUUUGAAGUCAUUUGUUUUCAAAGUAGUCUAAAAUUUCAACACCACCCUAGAGAGCACUCUGGGGUCAAUAUUUCUCUUGUGCACAUACAAAAGGAUGUACUACCACUGCAGUCAGAUGAAGUGUGGCAAAUGUGUGUGAAGUGAUGGUAACUAGCACACUGCUGGCUUUGUAAAAGAAGGUUUUUCUGUAGAGAUCCCACGCCGAAUUCUGCAGAGAUCCCAUCCACACAUGGAAGGAUCCCAUGAUGUAUUUUGUGGGCAUCCAACACUACUUAGCUGUCAGCUAAGAUAUAUAUAUAUAUAUGUAUAUACAGAUAUAUAUGACAAGGUGUAUGGUACAUAACUUACAAAACUAUCUCCAUAUAAUAUGUACAGUACCACCUGUGUAGGUGUGUUUGAAAUGCCCUAAGUACAGCACUUGGUUCAUGCUUGUCCAAAGUUCCUUUUCUUUUUUUAAUCAGAAACUAGAUAUGAUAAGUAUGCCGCAUAAGAUCCAUAGGGAAUGUAAUCUACUAGGGUAUAUUGUAUAUAAUUAGAUGUAUUUGGAAUGUCUGAUUGUUUUAUUUCACAGGCCACAUAGUACAACACAGUAACUCGUGUAAAGAAGAAUGAUGCUGCAUAACUCCCCACCCUGGAGUCAUAGCUUCUGACACAUGCUUUAAAGGUCUAGAAUUUCAGAACAUGUUACAUUCCCUCUCUCUCUCUCUCAUGCAUAGUGCAGUUCUACACAUUCAAAAGUGGGAUACAUAAAUAAGGUCUCAUAGGUCCUAUAUGUUAGUACCUUUCCUCACCUCUUCCCAUGGUGGAAGUGGAACCUUAAGUCUGAGAGAUGGAUGCUACUGAAUUAGAUGAGAACAUCCUGUAUUUUCUUGCAUGCCACAUGUACUGUUCCCCCUCAUGAUCAGUCCCUUAAAUUGGGGUGUGCGUAUUAAGUGGGGAAGCUGCUGGAAGGAAGCAAGUCUGGAGACACUAUGUAUGUCAUGCAGGUCUACACGUGAUCAUCAGCUGCAUCGCUAUAGCUGGCACUCCCCCCAUAUAGCACGCCACUAUGGUGACAUAGUGGCAAAAUCUAACCAUGUGCCGCGUGCACAGUGCAGUAACGGCCUGUGACGUGUAGAUGCACUCUGUGUCACACAACCGACCGUGGGUCUGGAAAUUUUUUCUUGCAUUCCGCCUUCUAUAAACAGGAUGCGUCUUUUAUUUGAGGCACGUUGUAUGCAAGAAAAUACAGUACUUAUCUGCUUUGAUCCUAUUGCUUUGCUUUCAGUUUGGGGUUUGUGUGUACUUGUGUUAUGGUAAUCCUGGUUGUUUACACUUAACAAAAUUAAUACCCACUUCUGUUUAUAGUAUCUUAAUUUAUUCCCAUUAGUUUUUAGGCUGGGUUUGCUUGCCUACAGUUACUUCUAAGCUUCUCUAGUUUACGCGAGCUGUCGUACAGCAGUAUUGAACUGGAAAGGCUCUACCUCCAUGUGCUUGCUUCCCUUUGUGCAGCUCCAAACACUCUCACUGAUUAGACUGGAACACUUGAGGGUCCAUCGUAUUCCCACUGAAGCAAAUUGUAAAAUGUUCAUUGACUUCAUUAUUAUUAAGUGGAAGUAAGAUCAGGCCUUGAGGCGUUGACGCGAAGUGUUGCUGCUGUUGCGCACCAAAAAAAGCCAACAGCAUCCUGGGUUGUAUUAAAAACUACAACACUUGCAAAUCAAGGAAGUGAUUCUACUAUUCAGUGCUGGUGAGGCCUUAGUCCUGUGUCCCAUUUUGGGCCCCCAGCUCAAGAAGGACUAAGGGCCUGGGAAGGAGGACUUACAAGGAAAAGCUGAAAGAGGUAGGGUUAUUUAGUCUGGGGAAGAGAAGACCUAGGCAGGAUUUGGUAAGCCUUCAAAUUCCUGAAGGGCGAUUACAGAGAGGAUGGAGAUGAGCUUGUCUCGGUGAGUGUAGCAGACAGUGGCAUCGCACAGGAAGGUUUUAGAAUUUGUAGCACAGCAGUUUGAUGCUACAAGCAGGAUUCAUCUCGACUCAAGUACAGUCCUGUUGGCUACACCUUUCCUGGAGUAAUACCUCUUCUUUGACAUGCUGCUAAAUAGGAAGCUAGCUGAGCUCAGAUUGUUCUUUGUUUGAGGUACAGCUAAUAAUAUCACAUUGUCAUCUGUUUAUCUGAGGAUGCUUUAUUUUGCAGUUCCCACUUCUUUAAAAUGUUCUUCCCUCAUGUGGCGUAGCUACUGUGUAAUCACCCAGCUCCACAAUAACUCCCUCGGUAUGCGGUAAAUACACGCUCACUUCAUUCUUCUCAACCCAUGUGCUGAAUCCACAGUAACUGCUUUCACACCUACUGGCUGUAAGUACCCAGUAACGUGCAUGCCUGUGCUGCAGCUUGCAGUGGCUACAUCGUACUUGCCAAGUAAAAGGUGCAUACAAUAGUUGUCUUGUUGGUGCAUGAUUGCCCUCUCGUUGUGCUGUGCGGAAGUGUCCACAGCCCUUCUUGAUCCCAUUUUGUUCUGCACUUACUACUACUUGAGCCAGUGUUUUAUAACUAUAAUACCUGAUCCUUUAUACCUGAUAGCUAUGAAGGAGGAUAGGUUGUUUCCUCCAGAGCCACCACUGAUUGGUGUUGCAGGGAUGUGUAGACAGCUGCAAGGCGGGCUCCACCCCUUCACAUUUUAGACUGGCUCAAGUCUAGUCCCAGAGCCAAGUCUGUCUUGCUGGUUCCUUCUGCAGCAGCUGGGCACUUGUGCUGACACGGGAAUACAUCGGCAUUUCCCAUUCAUGUUUGGUCUUCCCCUUUUGGCCCAGCACAUGAGUACUAUCUACCACCUUCGUUUUAGAAGCCCAGACAAGUCUGCCAGCUUGUGCAGAUCUGAGGGGUGCUAUCAGGAUUGCUAAGAGCACACACCAUAGCAUGAGGAACGGUCUGUGAAAUUUUAUUUUGGGUGAGCAACUCAAAGUGUGCCGGCCCCUUCUGCUUGCAUCUCAGACACCUGGCUGAUGCUCAUUUUGUGCAGGCUCUAAGCAAAUGCCUUGUUGGACUUUCCUUUAUCAAGUGAAAUCAUUACGCUUACCUUUGGAAUAAUCCUUUCACAGCCCGCUGCAAGGCAUCCCGCUGCAGAAACACAUACGAGUCCAUUGGCAAUACUAACCUACUUGUAGAUAAAUGGGAAGCUGUUACACCUUGGGGUAGGUCCUGGAAGGCAGAAGGUUUUUAAGCAUCAUACAAUCCAAUAUUGAAAUAAUUUUCAAACCUCAGUUUUUUAUUGAAAAGAAAUCAGUUUGAUUCUAUUUUCCAGUACUCCAAGGAUGAAUAAAUGAGAAUAUUUGAAACAUGUAUUUUCUAUUUAAAAUUUUGUACACUGUCAAACCCUUUUCUUCUGUAUAAUGAACAGUGUUUCUUUCCAAUAACUUUAAACGGGUUUUUACAUUUGCAGUGCAAUAUACUUGCAUUUUUCCUGGAUUGCACUGUAGCAGCAGAGGGAAAACCGGUAUUAGAGG
Molecule: messenger RNA, 9901 nt
Organism: Gavialis gangeticus (Gharial)
Lineage: Eukaryota; Metazoa; Chordata; Crocodylia; Gavialidae
Gene: DENND4A
Product: DENN domain containing 4A
Exons: 33
Coding region: 198-5867 (1889 amino acids)
Biological process (GO): regulation of Rab protein signal transduction
Cellular component (GO): cytoplasmic vesicle
Molecular function (GO): protein binding
Source: RefSeq, a predicted model, not a curated record